Messenger RNA from Wallemia mellicola CBS 633.66, 2624 nucleotides. RefSeq names its product FtsJ-domain-containing protein. Gene Ontology annotation, cellular component: nucleus; nucleolus; preribosome, large subunit precursor. The record is from RefSeq and is a predicted model, not a curated record. The transcript is spliced from 4 exons. NCBI's taxonomy places the organism in Eukaryota, Fungi, Basidiomycota, Wallemiomycetes, Wallemiales, Wallemiaceae. Gene Ontology annotation, biological process: maturation of LSU-rRNA from tricistronic rRNA transcript (SSU-rRNA, 5.8S rRNA, LSU-rRNA); maturation of 5.8S rRNA from tricistronic rRNA transcript (SSU-rRNA, 5.8S rRNA, LSU-rRNA); rRNA methylation. Gene Ontology annotation, molecular function: rRNA (guanine) methyltransferase activity; rRNA (uridine-2'-O-ribose)-methyltransferase activity. The coding region runs from base 52 to 2580 and encodes 842 amino acids.
GGUAAAUUCCAGAAGAAAAAUGCCAAAGGGCGUAUUGAUAAAUACUACCGCAUGGCUAAGGAUCGUGGAUAUCGAAGCCGUGCUUUCUUCAAGUUGGCUGAGCUCAACAAGAGAUUCAACUUUAUAGAGAAGAGUAGAAUAGCAGUAGAUUUGGGUGCAGCGCCAGGUUCUUGGUUGCAAAAUCUUUCCAGUUCGAUGCCUCACGGCUCUCUUAUCAUUGGUGUUGAUUUGGUUCCAAUUGCACCUAUACCUCGUGUUACUACAUUUGUCGCAGAUCUUACAACUCAACACUGCAAGCAACUCAUCACAAACGAAAUGAAAGGAAAUUUGGCUGAUUUAGUUGUCCACGAUGGUGCACCAAACGUUGGUUCAGCAUGGCUUCAAGAUGCUUUCGCACAGAAUGAGCUUGUACUUGCCAGUUUGAAGAUCGCUGCUGAAAUCUUAGAAAAAGGUGGUACAUUUGUUACAAAGGUUUUCAGAUCUAAAGAUUACAAUAAUCUUAUGUGGGUUUUCAACCAACUCUUUAGAAACGUUUCGGCAACCAAACCAAACAGUUCUAGAUUGGUUUCCGCUGAGUUAUUCGUCGUCUGUCAGGACUUCAUCGCACCUCAGAAACUCGAUCCACGCUUUUUAGAUCCAAAGUAUGUAUUCAAGGAUAUUGCUGCCUUGGCUACGGAUACAGGAAAAGGCUCUGUUCAUGCUAAUGCCCACGCAAAUGUCUUUAUGCCGGAACAAAAGAGAAGAAAGAGAGAAGGUUAUGAAGAGGGUAACUACACGCAAUACAAGGAGGUCAGCGCGAUGGAGUUUAUCGAAGGAACUGAUCCUGUUACUCUCCUUGGUACUCACAAUGCAAUUACAUUUAAAACAAAAGAGGAUAAAAAGCUUCUCAAGAAUGAGGACACCACAAAAGACAUCCUAGCAAAUUGUGAAGAUCUCAAGGUUCUCGGAAAGAAAGAAUUCAAGCAGUUGAUGAAAUGGCGAAUCAUCAUUCGUGAAGAAAUGGGUCUUGAAGUUAGAAAGAAGGACAAAAAGGAAGAUAUCGAUGAAUCAAAUAUCGAAGAGCUUCCUGUAAACCCUGAUGAGCAAAUUGCUGAAGAUAUUGAGCGUAUUGAGAAUGAAGAUAGUGCACGUGCUAAGAAGGAGCGUAGAAGAAAGAAUGAGAAACGUACGAAAGAAGUACAACGUAUGCAGCUCAAGAUGGGUGCUCCAAUUGAUAUCGGUUUGGAGCAAGAUCAGCACCUGGAUGACGACGUUUACAUACCAGAUCAAAAAUCUAAAGGCGAUAUCUUUGAUUUGAAACACACCCAGAAACAUCUCAAGGGACGCAACAUCGACGAAAUAGAAGAAGACGAAGGAUCUUCAGAAGAAGAACCAGAAGUAGCUAAAUUUGAAGAUGCUUAUGAAGAUGAGGAAGACAAAUUAGACCGCCUUGAAGCUCAAAUGGACGGUAUGUAUGAAACAUACCAAGAAAAACUUGGUGAGAAGGAUCGUAAACAUCAAAUUAAAGAAGCUCGUCGUAAGGAUAAGAAUAGAGAGGCAUGGGGAGGUAUCCCACGCCGCGGUGAUGACGAUGAGGAAUCUGAAGAAUCUGCCGGAGAAGAAGAGGAAGAGGAAGAAGAAUCUGAAGGCGAGUAUGGAUAUGAGGCUAAGGAGAAACAUCGUAUGCAAUUAGACCAAGAUUCAUCAGAUGAAGAAGAAGUCGGUACUUCAAAGAAACCUGCUAAGAAGUCAAAGGUAGACAGGAAAACGCAAGAUGAGGCUGCUGCGAAUGUAUGGUUUGGUAACCCGCUCUUCAAAGACGUAGACGGUAUUGCUGAAGAAAGCGAUGAAGAGGAAGAAGAGGAAGCAUCCGUCAUGGAAGAAGAUGAGGAUGAAGAAGAGCCAGCAGAGGAAGACGAAGAAUCAGACGGCUUUGAAGUUGUUCCACAAGAAGAUGAUGGCGAGAUGUGGGAUGUCGAUGAUGAAGACCAGGAUGCAGCACGUCAAAAGCGUAUAGAGGAUACUGGUUUGAUUACCGAAGAAGCAAUGUCUCUUGCGUACCGUCUGAAGAACGGCAUGACUACAAAAUCUAAACUCUUAGAUGAAGGAUUUAACAAACAUGCCACCAAUGAUAGAGAAAAUCUACCAGAAUGGUUCACAAAUGACGAGCGUAAAAAUUACAAGGUCCACAUACCAAUUACCAAGGAAGCGGUCGAGGCACUCAAAGCAAGACAGAGAGCUAUUGACGCACGUCCAAUCAAGAAGCUUGCUGAAGCUAAGGCUAAGAAGAAAUACAAGGCCGUAAAGGCAGCUGAAAAGGCGCAAGCCAAGUCAGAGACCAUCAUGGAGAACCAAGAGCUUACUGAGAAGGAGAAGGCUAUGGGUGUCCAGAAGAUGAUCAACAAGACGAAAGCUAAUGCUAAUAAGAAGCGUGAAGUUAAAUUGGUCGUCGCUAGAGGUUCAGCUAAGGGUGUCAAGGGUCGUCCAAAGGGUGUCUCUGGUCGUUAUAGAAUGGUUGAUAGACGUUUCAAGACUGACAUCAGAGGUAUGAGAAAUGCCAAAAAGCGUGCGGAGAAUAAUAAGAAGCGUCGUAAAGCUUAAUCAAUUGUAUAUUAUGGAGCUUUUAUUAAUAUAUUUAUUUAUAA